GUGAGCAAAAGAGGUGCAAAGGUACAUGAGAUCUACCCCCUUGAGUCAACUCGACUAGAUAUGUAACUAGGUCUCAGAAAAGAAAAACGGCUUUGGAAUGAUCAUCUGGCUGUCUGCCUUGCCAGGCUGGUCGAACAACGCUACCAACGCGCAUCGGUCCAUACCCGCACCUCACGAGGCGGAGUUUCCACAUGGUCCAAUCCCAACCAGCCUCUAUACCCCAGGCCAAGAUACGAACGGUCAAGUGCAGGAGACUUGGAGCUGGACCCUUGGUGUAUCCCUCCUUUGAGCCUCAUUGGCGUUGUUGGACGCCAUGGUCUAUUGGCUCACCCGCAGGGCGCGUUCUGUUCGGUAACUUUUCAUCUCAGCCCGAGCUGGGAUUGCCUGGCUGGCUGUUUCUGUCUCCCUUUUCUCCCGCAUCCUUCUCUGGAGCCCUCGUCUCUCUUCUUAUCCCUCCCUUCUCCCCCCUUUUUCUCGCACUUUUUCCUCCACAUCGUAUUAUUCUGUAAACACAUACGAAACAGAUUGUUACAGCUUCAACAUGGGGAGAUUCAUUCAACUCGGAGCUCUUGCUUGCUUGUACCUGGGCGUGGAGUCCAAGGCGCUGAGAUGGCAGGACGAUACCCCGAGCUGGUCUCCACCCAGGCAGACCAUUGCUGCGAUGAAUAUGGAGGAGCUCGGCUUCAGUCCGAAGCCCACUGCGGCGCCUGAGCCCGGCAAUGUCGACCUGAAGCUGGCCAAGCGUGUAAGAGGCGACGAUACCUGUGGUUACAUCUCUGGAGAAGCUACCAACUCCAUCUACUGCGGUACUGGAUCCUGUGUCAUCAACAGCUUCUAUUCCGUUGUCGGUUGCUGUAGCUCUUCCUCAGUCACAGACUGCACCACAAUUGCUACGAGCUGUCUCCCAUCAAGGUCGGCUAGUCGCGCCAGCAGUGGUGAUACUCGUAUGCAGCUCUGCACUGCCUCGGAAAGACCCGAGUGUGCCACUUACAUCUACUCGGGCUCGUUGUUCAACCGUUAUACCCUUUAUGCGUGCGCUGCCACCGAGGAAGUGAUUGUCGUCUACGCAAACCCUACAGAUUCUUCCGUCACCCAAGAGUCGACGACAGCGCCGGCAACAACCUCACUCCGCAACAUCGCAUCAACCACUGCUACGUCUGCAGCUACUACUAGCACGUCUAGCGGUGGUGGUGGCGGCGGCGGUUCGUCCACUCCCGUUGGCGCUAUCGUGGGCGGCGUCGUCGGAGGUGUAGCGGCCAUCGCACUCAUCGUCUUCGGCAUCAUCUUCCUCCUCCGCAAGAAGAAGAAGGACACCAACAACGUCAACAACAAUAACCAGGCCGCCCACCAGUCUUAUGUCGGACCCCCGCCGCCCAACCAGGGACAGCCGCAGAUGUACCAGCAGCCUGGUCCCCCGGCGCAGCAGCCGUCGCCCCAAGGAUACCCUCCCCAGCAACAGCAGGGACACUACCCGCAGGGCUUCACACCCGUGGACAACAACAAUAACAGACAGAGCAUGAUGAAGCAGCACUACGACGUCACCACGGGAUCCUACGACCAGAGCAACAACGGCGUCAGUCCGCCCGCCAGCCCGCCGCCCAUGAGCCCCUCGCCCACAUACCAGUCCGGUGUGCCGCAGUACGUGCCGUCUCAGAACAGCGUCAGCCCGACGCAGGGAACGUAUCCUCCCCAGCAGCAGCCGCUGCAACAGCAAGGGGGCUACUACAACGCACCACCUCCAGCUCAAGGACAGCCGCCUGCACCACAGCAGCAUCAGCAUCAGCAGCCGGGUUUCGCGUCUGAGUUGCCUGCUCACAGGGGCGACAAUGAGCUGCGUGAGUUGGCUUGAAUGGCUGCCAGUGUGGACAUGGGCGGGCAAAUGUGGAAAAGCGCAGUUGAUGGUUUGGUUUAAUGACGGAUUUAAUUCUCAAGUAUGAAUGCGGGGUGCUGGAAUGGAUACGAAGCUCACGCUCUCAAAUGCUGUUGUGAACGUGGAGUCAGCAGUGGUGUUGGACAGGAUUCUUUGGAGGGAGGGGCAACUAUCGUUAUGUGUAUAUGUAAUACCCAAAGUCUUUUACAUGGCCCCAAUGGGCGUAUGAAACCCUCUCUAAUGCAAUUGAGAAUAUAUAUAAG
Molecule: messenger RNA, 2133 nt
Organism: Colletotrichum scovillei
Lineage: Eukaryota; Fungi; Ascomycota; Sordariomycetes; Glomerellales; Glomerellaceae
Exons: 3
Coding region: 542-1849 (435 amino acids)
Source: RefSeq, a predicted model, not a curated record